GCAGAAAGUGACAGAUGCUUUAUAUACAUGAGCCGUAAAUAAAACAAAUCCUGCUUAUAUAUUAUGUAAUAUAUGAGACUUAUUAAUAGAAAAUCUCCAGAAUUGACACCUAUACAAAGGCCUCCAACCCUCUUUCUUAGAGAAGGGAAAUGGAUGCUCAUCCCUCUAUGAGGGGUAGGAAACCCCAGUGCCUUGAUGUCCUGGAUUGCAGCCAUAGCAAUUACUCUAAAGACCUUAGUGUUAAGAACAUAAGCCACUUAUAUGCUGAAUGCUGAAACCCCUAAUAUUAAAACCCUUUACUUAAAAAAACUAAAGUAAUAUAACCCUAAUGAUGUGGUUCAUGUACUGAAUGUAACUUUCUCAUUCAAGUAUGAAGUUUUUACAUUAGAUGCCAAAGCACAAAUAUUUUUACAUUUACUUUAAACAUAGUGGAAAAGUGUGAUGGGGCCUUGCACUGGACAAUGAGUGAAACCUAUGCUUUUACACAACUGCCAUUGAUUUAAAUUGAGAUCACACAGGAGUUAUUCCUAACAAAUUGAGUUUUUUAAAAUUACCCUGACUUCUAGUUUUCAUUAAAAUGGAAGCAUUCUUUAAAUAAGCUCAUGAGCUUAGACAAUCUUCACUUACUAGGUCAUUUACUCAAAUAUUCUAUUUCACUAAUUAUUUAUAUUGUGCUUUAUAAGAAGCUGUAGAAAAAUUGGCCUUUAAAGUAGAGUAGUAUACUGCCCAUCAAAAAGAAAUCUGAUUCUCUUCUGUAUAGUCAGAGAAAAUAAAACAGGUGAACUGAAAAAUGACAAUGAUUGUAGCUUAAAGAAUGUGCCAACAUUUUUCAAUGUUUUGUAUCAAGUUAUGUAAAAUUGUAUUAUACUCUCAUAAUUCCCAUGCUGAGAAAUGAACAAAAGCUAUAUUUUUGUUAAAAAUGUAAUAGAAUCUAACUCUGGUUGCUAUGUAUUAAAAUGCUAUAUUGUGUUUAAAAACUUUGUAUUUCCUGUUUAAUUCGUCAUUGCUAUUUAUUUCUAUCGAAGCCUAUAUAUAAAACUGAAUUUUAAUUAAUUUUUUUCAUAUUGCCUCAGUUGCCAUUUUUAUUUGGAAUGGAUUUGAUCCCAGAGAACCUUCCAUUUUCCAAUUGCUUCAGAAAAAAAUUGGCAGGGGAUGUUGUCCAAAACAGUGAAAUAUGUUGGAAGUAAUAAAGGCCCUUUUUCUCCAAGGUGUGUGUGUGUGUGUUGGGGAGAGGGGGGGAAUAGAAGAUCACGUUUUGCUUUCACUGGGAGUGUUCUGUAUUAACCCUGCUCAAGAGCUGCUCUUGCUUGUGAAAUAAAAAUUGAAUUCAAAUUAUAUACAUUCCCAAAUUUUAUUCUUCUUCAUGUACACUAUUCAGUUUAUCAAUCACAACAUAAUAAGCAAUGAAGACAACAAUACUGUAAAAUAUGCCUCAUAUAACAAAAGCCUCGAUUUUCAAAAAUUCUCCACUUCUGUGUUACUUGCAGGUGUUAACAAAGAAUUUUGAUGUGCAGAAUUCCUCAUGAGAAUUGGCUUUGAACCUGUAUGUUUCAGUAGACUUCUACCGAUUUGCACAAUAACUUUUUUGUUCACAAACUGUUCUAUAUAAUGUAGAUUUUGAAGAACAAAUAUAGAUUACACUGUUUUGUCAAAAUAUUUGAGCUGGCAAAUCAUUCAGUGAAAUUCUUUGCCUAAAAGAUUUAUUUUGUACAAAUCUGCAACAUAUUUCUAAAACUCAAUUCUCUUUAGAAAUCUGCCCCAACAUUCAGUUUAACCCCUGAUAGUAUAUGGGGAAAGAAUAGCUUGACAAUCCAUAGAUUCUAAACUGUUACUUCCUGACCGAGAGGAUUCUUCAAACUCAUAAAUAUAAGUUAUCACAGAAAUCUCAACAUUUGGCAUAAAACCAUAGUAAGUGUAUUCAUUAUGUUGUAUGUUAAAUUAGAGCAAAGCAAGAUCUUCAAAAUGAAAUUCCAAUUGAUUGCUUCUAUUAUCUAUCAUCAAAUGCUAUUUCUUGGCAAGAAAAUAUGCCAUUCUAAUAUCUUAUGUUUAAUAGGGCUGUACAGCAAUCUGGAUUCAGUCAAAAGGGUGCUUUGGGAUAUGUAAGGAUACUCAUACACCAGCUGCCUGUUGCUCCUUAAAUGAAAUUUUGCUUUUCCUGGGAUCUGGCAAAGGGCUGUAGAUUCGUGUUUGUUUCACCUGCCCUUAGGGAAAUGUGAAGAACUGUUUGAAGGCACCACAAGAACCUUGGUGCAUUUAUUGAGUGAAAAAUCCAAAAUUUGGCAAUGUCCCUGAUUAGGUCAUGGCUGAACAGAAUGGUCUGUUUACCAAAAUUCAGUUUCUGUGUAGAAACUAACAAUGCUGGAUCCUCUUCUCCAAAGUUGGUGGAGACAGCAGCCAUGCAUGGGUUAACUCUGUAAGUAUCCAAUAGGACUGAGUCUACAAAAUGUGACAUCAUAGCUCCUGAGGUAGCUCCUCCCACUUUUGAGACUCAGUCAAUCUUGGGCUGGCUGUACUUCUUGCUCUCUCCUCCAAUUUUGGACAAUUAAAUAGUUUUAAACUUCUCAAUUCAGACUAAAACCUUCAACUAAAAUUUCUCCCUGCCUCUAUUGGACUUUGCAAGGCAGGAGGAUCUAGUGGCAAGGUAAUCGUGCUCCUGCAGGUGGCAAGCAGGGCACCAGUGCUCCGCAGCAACCCUAGCUGCUGGCAGGCCCAUGAGGUAACUCUGCUGCCUUGCCUAGGAUUGGAUCACCUUUUCCGUCACCUCAAUACCAUCGCAGUAGCCUUAAAAGGCUCCGCUGCCACACGACGCUGAUUGAAGCUCGGCUACAGGCAACGGCCCUUUAAGCCACAGCCGCUUUCCCACUAGCGCAACUGCCGUGGCUGUGGCUUUGAUCUCCCUGCUGCCCACCGCUGCAGAGACCAGUGGUAUCUCCCUCAUUGUGGGACGCCGCCAGCGGCUUCUGCAACGUAACCCUUGCUAUCAGGGGCCGCUGCCAGCAGCUACCACCAAUGCUGCCACUUGCCACCAAUGGCCGUUUUGUCCCUGCCGCUCCUCCUAGCUCUACGAGGCUUGGGUUGCCUCAGCGGCCAUUUUCUUUGAGCGGGAAAGGUUGCGGUGGCCAUUUUGGGAGCCUGGAGGUGCCGUGAGUAAAGGCCAUGGCUUCUCUUCCUGGCCAGGAAUCCCCAGUGCCCUCAGUCUCAGUUAGAUCUCCAAACCCCACAGCAGGCCCAUCUGGGACCAGGGCUUCAAAGAAACGGGCAGCCCCUGAUCCCUCUUCCACUGGGCAUCCAGCUAAGGUAUCCAAGCUGGCUUCUUUCCGUAAGGCCUCAGCUGGGGAGGCCGAUGGUCUGGCCAGGGCCCCUCAAAGGCGGCCAAGGACAAAUCAAAGGACAAAUCAAAGAACAGAGUUUCCCUUCAUACUUUCCAGUCCCAAAGGGUGCUUGAGGCUAGUCCCCCAGUCAUCUUAUCUUCAGAUUCUGAUGAGGCCUUUUCCCCUCCUGCUCAGUGAGGAUGGGUCUGGGGAGGAUCAGAGCCCUACUCCGGAACCAGACCUCUUAUCCCAAGAUUCUGGGAGUCCUCCAUUCCAGUCUCACUCAUAUACCCCCGAUAUGGCAACCAUCAUAUCAGAUGCCAUCGAAAGAGGCAUUGCGGCAGGCCUCCAGCAUAAAUCUUCUUCCCAUUCUACUCUACACAGGACUUCCUCCGGUUCCAGCAAGCAUUGCAGGGGCAGAGACAGUUCCGUCUCUUUGUCGUGUGAGAUUCCUGGCUUGUCUACCCAGCCAUUAGUCUUUGGAGAGGAGGAAUGUCCAACUAGGGACUCGGAUCUGUUGGUGGCAGACCCACCUACUUUUGUGGGCCUCCGUAACCUGCUUAUUUUUCACUCUCUUCUCUUUAAGGCUAAGAAGAUACCUGGUAUUCCCGCUCCUAAGUCAUCCCAGGGAGCUGAUCCUAACAAGACUGACACCACAGACCCCCUCUUCUCCAAGGUGGAGAAGGACAUGAUACCUUCACCCAGGCUAUUCCUUGAUGUGGUCCAGAAUCAGUCGGUAUCCCCAGGUACAGGCCCUCUCCCAAACACCCUGGACAAACGUCUCUACAAUGUCAGACCAGAGCUGUUCAAGGUGCUCGAGGUACCUUCUAAAAAAGCUAUCAAAAGACCAAGCAGCUGCUCCUCGGUAAAAGUAAGAAUGACUCCAGAAAUGGUCAAACCACUGGAGUGCUGGGUGUUCCCGACCAUUGCCCAGGGGUCUCUCUUCAGGGAACCCCAGCGUCUCACGUUCACGACCAAUGCUAGCCUGAGCAGGUGGGGUGCUCACCUGAACUCUCAGGUGGCCCAGGAUCUGUGGUCCCACACCGACCAAACUCACAGCAUAAAUUGGCUGGAGUUGAGGGCCAUCCAUCUCGCCCUUCUUCACUUUCAGUGCGCAACAUCCACAUUCUGAUUCGUGUUUCAAAUGUUUUAUUCAUUUUCAUUUUUCAAUUUUGUACAUUCACUUAUAUACUGAAUAUUUGCAAUA
This is a messenger RNA of Thamnophis elegans (Western terrestrial garter snake), 4518 nucleotides long. RefSeq lists its product as uncharacterized. The coding region runs from base 3157 to 4443 and encodes 428 amino acids. The transcript is spliced from 2 exons. NCBI's taxonomy places the organism in Eukaryota, Metazoa, Chordata, Lepidosauria, Squamata, Natricidae. The record is from RefSeq and is a predicted model, not a curated record.